AUGACAACAAAGAUAUAUGGCAACUUGGCAAGAAAUAUGUUUCGAUAUUCGGAAAUGACUCAAAAACAUACCCUACAAAAACGUAAAGAUAUUCCUUUUCUCCUCAAUUCAUCCGGUCUAUCUGUACACUGGACAAAGAAACCCGGGAUGACGAAACAACGGGGAAAAAAAAGGACAUGGGAAAAAUCACAGCAGCUUCACUGUUAUGUCAUUGCCAGUGGUACAAAUGAAAAGAAAAAAAGGAGGAAAAAGCAUCUCAAUAGGAAACUGACUGAAAAGGACAUUUUAAAUAGAGGCCUCUAA
Messenger RNA from Loa loa (African eye worm), 303 nucleotides. RefSeq lists its product as hypothetical. The record is from RefSeq and is a predicted model, not a curated record. The transcript is spliced from 2 exons. Lineage: Eukaryota; Metazoa; Nematoda; Chromadorea; Rhabditida; Onchocercidae. Bases 1 to 303 code for a protein of 100 amino acids.